Molecule: messenger RNA, 744 nt
Organism: Sorex fumeus (smoky shrew)
Lineage: Eukaryota; Metazoa; Chordata; Mammalia; Eulipotyphla; Soricidae
Gene: CCNI2
Product: cyclin I family member 2
Exons: 6
Coding region: 1-744 (247 amino acids)
Biological process (GO): mitotic cell cycle phase transition; regulation of cyclin-dependent protein serine/threonine kinase activity
Cellular component (GO): cytoplasm; cyclin-dependent protein kinase holoenzyme complex; nucleus
Molecular function (GO): cyclin-dependent protein serine/threonine kinase regulator activity
Source: RefSeq, a predicted model, not a curated record
AUGCGGGCUGAGGCGCAGAGAGGCAUAGAAUAUACUGCAGUUAAGGAAGAAAUACGCGAUGCUUUCCAGAAGGUUGUGUUGAGGCUUCUGGAGCUUCACAACAUCUUUGAAUUCUCUGGGACCACUUACAACCUGUGUGUUGCUGGCAUUCAAUGUGUUUGUCUCAUACUGCAGGUAAAAGAGAGGCUGCUCCACUGUAUCAUGAUCACUUCCCUGAGACUUGCAGUCAAGUUUUAUGAAGAAGAUGAGGUAAUUCCACGCGUAAAAGACUUCAUAAAGCACUAUGGCUCUAAUUAUACCCCAAAUGAACUGCUGAGGAUGGAGCUGGCUAUUUUGGACACACGGCACUGGGACCUCUAUACUGGGACGCCGAUGGAAUUCUUGGUCGUGGUGAGGGGUAGGGGGCUCUGUUCUAACAUUAAAAACCACCAUCCCCAGUUCCACGCCCUGGUGGCCCUGGACCGGCCCCAAGUGAAAGAGCUGCUGCCUCAGAGGAAGCCUUCCCUCCACGUCGCGUCCCUGACCAGGCAGCUGCAGCACUGCAUGGCGGGCCACCAGCUGCUGCAGUUCAAGGGUUCCACACUGGCCUUGGUCAUCAUCACCUUAGAGUUGGAGAGGCUCAUGCCCGACUGCUGUACUCCUAUAUCUGAUCUGCUAAAGAAAGCACAGAUCAGCAUUGGAGAAUUUGGUCACUGCAAGGAACUCGUACAGCAGCUGUUGAGAAGUCUGCAGAUCUCCUUGUAG